This is a messenger RNA of Nicotiana tabacum (common tobacco), 537 nucleotides long. The record is from RefSeq and is a predicted model, not a curated record. Lineage: Eukaryota; Viridiplantae; Streptophyta; Magnoliopsida; Solanales; Solanaceae.
AUGGAAGAAGAAGCAGAAAACUUUGUAGCCAAGUGCGAUAAAUGUCAACGAUAUGCCAAUAACAUGCAUCGCCCAGCAGAAUUGUUACAUUCAGUUAUCUCGCCAUGGCCUUUCAUGAAGUGGGGCAUGGAUAUCAUAGGUCCAUUACCUCAAGCCAAAGGAAAGAAGCAGGAGCUUUCAAAUAGGUGCGAGAAAAAGAAGUCAGGAACUUUAUUUGGGCAAAAUAUUAUCCAUAGUUUUGGAGUUCCAAAGGAAAUCAUGUGUGACAAUUGCCCGCAAUUCAUAGGCACGAAAAUCACAGAAUUCUUUCAGAGUUGGCAGAUUAAACGGAUUACAUUCCCGCCUUACCAUCCCGUAGCUAAUGAGCAAGCUGAGUCAACAAACAAAGUUAAUAUUAAUAGCUUGAAGAAAAGAUUAGAGAGGUUAAAGGGCAAUUGGCCAGAAGUGUUAGUGGGAGUAUUGUGGGCUUAUCAAACAAUAACAGAACAAGUACGGGCGAGACUCCAUUUUCACUCCUCUAUGGCACUAAAGCCCUAA